AUGACCAUAGAGCGGGCCAAGACCACGCCCUACGAAUUCGCACCUUCGCUUUUAAGAAAAAUCAAGAGAAAGCUUAGUGGAGGCACCACCAUCAGAAGGCCUUGCAUGGAUCUUUGCCCAGUUUGUCUGGCAAAGGAGCGUGUAUUUAGCAAACAAAGAUCGAUGGUGGACAUCCCCCAGUCUACUCGGAGCCAAACCUUUAGCCCUCAAGCUUCCGCACGCAUGUCAUCAACGCCGAAUCUUGGUUCUUCAUCUGCGUUUGAUUCUCAACCAAAGAUUCCACCACAGCCAUUUAAUCUUGCAGAAGGCCCCCCUCCCUUCCCGGUUGUGGAGGCAUUGACUGCCGGUUGGGAUGCAAAGUCACGCCGAGAGGAGAUCAACCCUCGUGGACGUGCUAGGGCCGUCCCCAUGACAGGCUUAUCACCGAUGCCACCUCCACCUCCAGAGAAAGUAGCUCGCAUGCUAGAAUCCGAAGGUGGACCAAUGAGCAAACCUACAGGGCGAUGA
This is a messenger RNA of Sclerotinia sclerotiorum 1980 UF-70, 507 nucleotides long. RefSeq lists its product with no specific name. Bases 1 to 507 code for a protein of 168 amino acids. Lineage: Eukaryota; Fungi; Ascomycota; Leotiomycetes; Helotiales; Sclerotiniaceae. The record is from RefSeq and is a predicted model, not a curated record. The transcript has a single exon.